Humulus lupulus (European hop) is the source of this 1282-nucleotide messenger RNA. RefSeq lists its product as uncharacterized. Bases 1 to 1035 code for a protein of 344 amino acids. The record is from RefSeq and is a predicted model, not a curated record. The transcript is spliced from 4 exons. Lineage: Eukaryota; Viridiplantae; Streptophyta; Magnoliopsida; Rosales; Cannabaceae.
AUGAAGGAGUACAAAGAGGCUUUGCUCCAGCUCCCAUACGGUAGGCGCUCCCUGUCUUAUCUUCUUCAUGAAGAUAAGCUUCGAGCCUGUGGUCUCCUGGAGCAGGAUCAAUCAAUAGAUGAUACUGCCUACCGGAAGUAUACCAAGUGGGACGUUUUGAGAUCAUUUUCUAAUUCUGGUUGGCCUGCUAAGGUCCCCAAAAAGACCGAGGUGACUCCUCCUCCCCCCGCUCCUAUUGUUCCCAGUAGCGGACCCCACUCCGAGGUCGACAUUCCUGCAGCAGAUGCUCUUCCUUUGCCUCCUGCUAUCAAGAUCCUUCCAACGCUCGGCCCAGCUCCGAAGAAACCAGCGAUCACUAAGGGGCACCUGUUGUCAAUUUCUACUCAUUCUUAUGAGUAUGUCAUCGAAAAUGCUGCCGAGACUCACAGAGCCACUCUUGGCUCAGACGUCCUGUCUUGGGUAGGCCAAAGCUUCAGCAGACUUGGGGCUCCUCAGUGGCAGUUCUUGGUCAAUGCUCAAAACUCCAAUGUCCUUUAUGACAAGUGUACCGAGCACAUCUCCUCGGCUCUUGCUGUAGUUGCUCAGCUAAAUUACAAGCUGAACAAUGAGGUUCAUGCGAGCAUGUACAAUGCUCAGGAGUCGAAGGAUCUCCAGCUUAAGCUCACUGACGAGUUCAAGACUGCAAAAUUAAAGCUGGAGGCUGAACUCGAGAAGCUGAAAGCCGAGCUCAAAGAAAAGAGCUCCAGGGUUGAGGAGCUUGAGAAGCUGGAUGCCAAGCUCGAGGAGGAGAAAAAGGCCACCUUCGAGAUAAUAGAGGGUGAAAAGGCUCGUCUUCUCGAAGAGUUUAAGCAGAGGAAGGAUCGGGCAGUCGACAUGGCCAUGUACAGGAUCUGGGCCAACGACGUCGAUCUCAACACAAGCUUCUUAGGCUCUUUUGAGGACGAGUUUCUGGAAAAAUGGCAAGCUCAGCUAGAGGCAGAGGAAGCUGCUCGGGAGGAUGCUGAGAAGGCUAAGGAGGGUUCUCCUACCUCCUAAAUCUCGAUCAUGGACUGCGUCCCUCUGAAACAUUUGUAAUAGUUUAUAGCUUUUGUUUUUCAUGCCCUUGGGGCAAAAACAAUUUACAGCUCGUAGAAAAGCUAUUUACUUUCGAUAUUUUUAAUACCAUGUUCGUCUUCACUUUAAUAUUUUUUCUUUACAUCUCUCUGAUAGAAAUAUUUUAAGCAAUUUAUAUUAAAUGUUUGCUUUUAUGUUUGUUUAUAAAUACAAACACAUGUUGGAUUUA